Messenger RNA from Megalops cyprinoides (Indo-Pacific tarpon), 1510 nucleotides. RefSeq names its product cysteinyl leukotriene receptor 1 (gene cysltr1). NCBI's taxonomy places the organism in Eukaryota, Metazoa, Chordata, Actinopteri, Elopiformes, Megalopidae. Bases 78 to 1178 code for a protein of 366 amino acids. Gene Ontology annotation, molecular function: leukotriene receptor activity. The record is from RefSeq and is a predicted model, not a curated record. Gene Ontology annotation, cellular component: plasma membrane. Gene Ontology annotation, biological process: G protein-coupled receptor signaling pathway. The transcript has 2 exons.
CUACAAUACAACAAAAGCUGGAUGCACGCUGUACCACUUGUGCGCCUCCAUAAAAAGACUGAGCUUGCAAAUUAAAGAUGUCUGCAAAUAGUUCUGCCGACAGCAACCAAACUGACAUCGCCAACCAACAGUGCGAGUCUAUUGAUGACUUCCGCAACCAGGUCUACUCCACUGUCUACUCCAUCAUCACGGUGUUCGGCCUGGUGGGCAAUGGCUUCGCCCUGUUCGUGCUGAUUCGGACCUUCCGCCAGCGCUCAGCCUUCCACAUCUACAUGCUGAACCUGGCGGUGGCUGACCUGCUGUGUGUCAGCACGCUGCCACUCCGGGUGCUCUACUAUGUCAAUAAGGGCCACUGGGCCCUGGGCGACUUCCUGUGCCGCGUCAGCUCCUACGCGCUCUACGUCAACCUCUACUGCAGCAUCUUCUUCAUGAUGGCCAUGAGCUGCACCCGCUUCAUCGCCAUCGUCUUCCCCGUGCAGAACCUCAAGCUGGUCAGCGAGCGCAAGGCCCGCAUCGUGUGCAUCUGCAUCUGGGUGUUCAUCUGCACCACCAGCUCGCCCUUCCUCCUGUCAGGCCAGCAUCUGGACAGGGAGACCAACAAGACCAAGUGCUUCGAGCCGCCAGAAAGGAGAAAAGGGUUGGCGAAGCUCAUGAUGCUCAACUACUUCUCCCUGGCCGUGGGGUUCAUCAUCCCCUUCCUGGUCAUCCUGGUGUGCUACGCCGGGAUCAUCCGAACCCUGCUGACAGGCUCCAGCAGCAUGAAGAAGCAGAAGACCACCCGCACCAAGGCCAUACGCAUGAUCGUCAUCGUCAUGCUGGCCUUCCUGGUCAGCUUCAUGCCGUACCACAUCCAGCGCACCAUCCACCUGCACUUCCUGAGCCGCACUGAUGUCUCGUGUGCGGACCAGAUCUACAUGCAGAAGUCGGUGGUGGUCACCCUCUGCCUGGCUGCCGCCAACUCCUGCUUUGACCCCCUCCUCUACUUCUUCUCCGGGGAGAACUUCCGCCACCGCCUCUCCACCUUCCGCAAGUCCUCCGUCAGCUCCAACGCCACCCACCGCCGCAACAACCACAACAGCAUCCCACAGGCCCCGGAGGAGCAGAACCGGCUGCACGGGUGCAGCAGCCCACACCACAGCCAGUCCUCAGCCGGCCUCCUCACUGCCCUUAAGGAAUAAAAAAGUAUCCAGGUCCAUUAGAGAGGUUCCAUGUGCAGGAUCGAGAGUUUAUAGCUUUGUUUUUUUUUUCCUCUAAUAGGAGCAAGAUUUAGUCUGAUAACUCCCAAGGGGAGUAAGAGAGUUGAAAGAGAGUCAAAGAGAGAAGGAGAGAAAAGUUGUGUGUAAUUGAUGUUUAAGGACAGGUUUCAGGGGAGUGGUGGUCACACCAGAGGUAAGGGGUAGGGUAGCAUGACCCUGGUAAGAUGGGGGAAAACUGGUUUUGUGUUUGAAAAACGUGUCCUCAUAAUGAAUUUAUUAAAAGUGUAUCAGUCCACAUGUUGGUUUACACUGGC